AUGAGUCCUGAUGUUGUUGAAGGGGAUGUUUGCCUGUAUGAGGACCUGGAGAACUUCUCCAAACCCACAGGCAAGGCUGUCAAAAACAAGACUAUCACCCACAAGCUAAAAAAGAUGUUUUAUAAAAGCGGAUCCAAGAGUAAAAAGAACAAAGCCUUUGUUGACUCAGGUGUGUCGGCAGGUACAGAAUCUGAAGUGGAUACAGUAGAUGACACAGAGGAAGCUGACAGCGACCAUCCCGAGACAUUUUCUCGCACCAGCAGUGAGCGCAGCAGCGGCCGCCUGGUCCGUGAAACUGCUGCUCUCAGCAGUCUGUCUACAGCAGCAUCCUCCGCAGCAGCGGAUGACUCCGGGCUGGCUGCCAAUCAAAUGCAGAUUUCAGUGUCUGUGUCUGGCUUGCAUUCCCCGCCUCCCUUGCCACCAAGAACAACGAAAGUGCCGAGUCAGCCGCAGGCACACUCUCCACCUCUUCCACCAAGAAAUGCUUCCACUUCCAGCAAGGCAUCAUUGGGGAACCCACAGGAGAUAGCCAUGCCUGUGUCUCCAACUGGCAAAAGUUCUGGUCGCAUGACUGACAAUAAGUCAAAAGAUGUACUCACUCUGGGAGGAAACAGUCAAGAUAGUUGUGAUUCAGGUCCUACACCAGCUGGAAAAACAGAAUGUACAGAUCAUGAGAUGUCAUCAUCUGUUGUACUGGAUAAGCUAGAGAGAUCAGAACGAAAGACAGGAAGCACAAGCCAGACCUCAUCGACAGCAUCUGCAGCAUCUUCGGUCCCGACUGCCAUUUAUCCUGACAUCAGUGCCUUCCCAGAGCUCAAGGCCGACUCUGGCAGUCUCUACGUUGAUCUUGAGGAUGAGCACAUCUAUGGCAAGGCUUCGGAUAAAUAUGUUAGUAAGUUCCAGUCGGAGCCUCUGUAUCAGUGGUACAGCAAGGACAAGGUUAUUCAGAACAUGCGCUCUGACAAGUCUACGUCUGAAGACCUGUCUUCUGAUGAUGAGUACAUGGAGGACAAGAGACGUCCAGAGUCCCUCUAUGAAGAUGUUGAAAAGCUACUUGAGAAAUCUGGUAGCUUUAUCUCUGUCAACAAGACCGCCAGUAUCGGCCACAAAAGCAAAGGCAGCACCAGAGGCUCAAAUAGCUUUGAUCAGAUCAGUAUCACAGACAAACCCGAGAGAAGAUCAGUCAUUGAAGAUGUGUUUAAGAAUGGCGGAAGUCUGCACCGCGCUCUGUGGUGCCAGAUGCCGGAGGUGAUUGAGUCUGGCAUUUUGGACAAACUGACAGACCCAGAGAAGAAAAUACAGGAGGCCAUGUUUGAAAUCAUUACUUCUGAGGCUUCCUACCUGAAGUCCCUGAAAGUGCUCAUCCAGGUGUUCCUCAUGGCCCCAGAGUUCCAGCCUGAGAUGUCUGACAAGUGUGUCAUCGAUCGGCGCCAGAGGCAGGUCCUCUUCUCCAAUAUCGGACACAUCAAGGAUAUUAGCGAAGAGUUUCUGAAGGAUCUGGAAGAGAGAUGGCAAGAAUCCUGCUACAUACAGGACAUCUGUGACAUCAUUCACAAACAUGCAUCCAACAGGUUUGAGCCUUAUGUGCGCUACUGUGGCAACCAGGCAUUCCAGGAUCGAGUCCUCAAUUUGUUACGACUAAACACAGACUUCACCGAUGCAGUCAGAAAGUUGGAACAGCACCCAGACUGCCAGUUCCUCCCCCUGGGCUCGUUCCUUCUGUUGCCGAUGCAACGCAUCACCAGGCUGCCAUUGCUGGUUGAUGCCGUUUGUCAUCGGCUGGACCCCAACACUCCAGCUCAUGUUAGCGCCAAGAAAGCUAUGGACAGUUUGACAAAGGUAGCCAAGCGAUGUGAUGAAGCAGCAAAAAAGAUGCAGCAGACGGAGCAGAUUUGUGUGCUGAAAUCAAACCUGGAGUUCAAGGUCAAGGAAUUCCCGCUGAUCUCUGCGUCAAGGUUCCUGGUCAAGCAAGGAGAACUGUCCCAGAUCAAAGCCGAAGGGGCUGGACGCAAGCCGUUAAGUAAACUGCUGGGGUCCCACAAGGAGCAUGUGUACCUGUUCCUCUUCAACGACAUCCUGUUGGUUACCAAGAAGAAGGGCACGGUAUUCCAAGUCAGAGAUUACUGUCAGCGCAAUGCUGUUCAUGUGGAGGCAAUCGAUAACCCAGACAAGACCAGACAUUUAGUGCCAGGCUCGGCUACAGGCAUCCCCAACAUCUUGUUCCUGGCCAUGCUGGCCAACCACGAGAGCCGACAAGUGGAGAUGGUUCUGUCAUGCAAGUCUGAGAGUGAGAGAACCCGGUGGAUAGAUGCCAUCAUGCCCACACAUACAUCCACGGAGUCGGAGCGGAUUUACGAUUGUUGGGACUGCCCACAGUUCCACUGUGUGCGGAAGUACAUUGCUAAGCAACCUGAUGAACUCAACCUGGAAGAAUCUGAUGUCGUCAAUGUCACUCGCAAGAUGGCUGACGGUUGGUAUGAGGGGGAGAGAAUCCGUGACGGGGAGAAAGGCUGGUUUCCCGCUAGUCACACGGAGGAGAUCAAUAACAGCCACGUGAGGGCACGGAACCUGCGACUGAGGUACAGGCUCAUGAGAGCUUCUCAGGAAUAUUCACAGAUGGAGCUGCGUAAAAAAUAG
Messenger RNA from Candidula unifasciata, 2637 nucleotides. The record is from the annotation of a GenBank genome assembly. Lineage: Eukaryota; Metazoa; Mollusca; Gastropoda; Stylommatophora; Geomitridae.